Messenger RNA from Gossypium raimondii (Peruvian cotton), 1341 nucleotides. RefSeq names its product thiol protease aleurain. Gene Ontology annotation, molecular function: cysteine-type endopeptidase activity. The record is from RefSeq and is a predicted model, not a curated record. Bases 99 to 1166 code for a protein of 355 amino acids. NCBI's taxonomy places the organism in Eukaryota, Viridiplantae, Streptophyta, Magnoliopsida, Malvales, Malvaceae. The transcript has 8 exons. Gene Ontology annotation, cellular component: lysosome. Gene Ontology annotation, biological process: immune response.
CCAAACAACCAUCGGGAAUCCCCUGCUUUAAAUUUCUAUAUUCCACAAAAAUAGCGUAACAGAGCAAGAAACACAGAGAAAAAGAAAACCCCAUAAUCAUGGCUCGAUUAACAUUGGUCUCCUCCAUCAUCCUUAUGCUAUGCUGCGUUGCCGCAGCAUCAACUUUCGAGGAUUCCAACCCUAUUCGGAUGGUAUCCGACGGUCUCCGUGGCUACGAGUCCUCUGUUCUUCGUGUCAUUGGCCAUACACGUCACGCUAUCUCCUUCGCCCGCUUUGCUUACAAGCAUGGAAGGAAGUACGAGACGGUGGAGGAAAUGAAGCUUCGGUUUCAGAUUUUCAAAGAGAAUUUGGAUUUGAUCCGAUCCACUAACAAGAAAGGCUUAUCUUACACUCUUGCUGUUAAUCGGUUUGCUGAUUGGAGCUGGGACGAGUUCCAAAAACACAGGCUUGGAGCUGCUCAAAACUGCUCAGCCACCACAAAGGGCAAUCACCAACUCACUGAUGUCGUCCUCCCUGAAUCGAAAGAUUGGAGGGAAGCAGGCAUUGUCAGCCCUGUUAAAGAACAAGGCUCCUGUGGAUCUUGCUGGACAUUCAGUACCACUGGGGCACUAGAGGCUGCUUAUCAUCAGGCAUUUGGGAAAGGGAUCUCUCUAUCAGAGCAGCAGCUAGUGGACUGUGCUGGAGCCUUUAAUAACUUUGGUUGUCACGGAGGGUUGCCGUCUCAAGCCUUCGAAUACAUCAAAUACAACGGUGGCCUCGACACUGAGGAAGCUUACCCUUACACUGCUAAAGAUGGUAAAUGCAAAUUCUCACCUGAAAAUGUGGGUGUCCAAGUCAUUGACUCUGUCAACAUUACCUUGGGUGCCGAAGACGAAUUGAAGCAUGCAGUCGCGUUGGUCCGGCCGGUUAGUGUCGCGUUUCAAGUUAUCACUAGUUUCCGGUUUUACAAGACUGGGGUUUUCACCAGUGACAAAUGUGGUACCACUUCCCAGGAUGUGAACCAUGCCGUUCUUGCAGUUGGAUAUGGUGUUGAAAACGGUGUUCCGUAUUGGCUCAUCAAGAACUCAUGGGGAGCUCAAUGGGGUGACAAUGGCUACUUCAAGAUGGAGAUGGGAAAAAACAUGUGUGGUGUGGCAACAUGUGCAUCAUACCCUGUUGUUGCUUGAUCUUGAGUGAUUGUCUUGACUUCUGUCACUGCUUUGUGUUUUAAACUAUGGUCUAAAAAUGUAAGGGGUCAAUGUCAUGGUACAUGUUGAAGGUGCUUGGUUUAAUAUACAAUAAUUUCAAAGACAUAAUCUGUUGUACACAACAAAGACAUUAAUGUAAAUCUUAUCUUUGAAA